CGCCAGCCCCCAGUGUGUGGCGGCGGCGGCGGCGGCGGCAGCAGCGCGGCGAGGCUGAGGCUCUUGUUUACCAGCAUUAACUCCGCUCGGCGGAGGGAAAAAAAAAAAAGAGGGGGAAAAACCUGCGGACACGCGAGCGCACCGGGCGAGCUCGAGAGAGGCGGGCGAGCCAGGGGGACGCGGCCCGUGCGCCUGCCCCCGGCGCGCCCGUGCGGGUGCCUGCAGACCCUCGGCCCCGCUCCCCGGGCCCUCCACGCCCCUCCCGCGCCGGGGGAGCUCCACGGCGCGCCGCGCGCCUCGGCUUUGACCUUCAGCUGAGCCGGAGCCCCCACGCGCGGGGCCGGCGGCGGCGGCAGGCGGGGGCCGACGCGGGGCGGGCGCGGGAGCGCUGAGCGCGGCGCGGGCGGCCCGCCGCUUUGUGUGCGCCCUGGAUUUGGGCAGGAGCUCGCGGCGGCGGCGCUGAGGGAGGCGGCGGCGGCGAGCCCGCAGGACCAGCCGGAGCGGAGCCGCUCAUUCAUUUCCGACUCCGCAUCUCGGCCUCGCCCGCGCCCGGCACUUCGGGCAAAGCUUGCGAACUGCAGCGCGCCCUCCCGCCGCCCCCUGGGGUCGGGGUCGGGUUUGUGUAGCCGUAGCCGGGACGGAUUUGGGCUUUGCCCCCUCUCGGUGCAGUUGCCCCCCCCCCCCCCCCCUCCUGCCUCUCUCUCUGCUUUGAAAAUGGAGGCCUUGGCCGCCGAGCGCCCGCCCCGGUGCGCCCCGGGUUCCCCAGUGCGCCCAGCCCUCGGCCGCCGCUGAGCGCCCCCCGCGCCGCCCGCCCCGUCGCUCCGCCUCGGGAGCCCUGUUUCCGUCGCCCUCGCCUUUGGAAAAGGGGGCGAAGACUGCGCUGGUGACUUUCCCUCGCCCUCCCCACCCCUUUUUUAUUGCUGAGAGAGGAGAGUUUGGCCCUAAGCCGCAGGGAUGAAGUCGCCCCUCGGAGGAGGGUCCCUGGCCUCGCUGUGGGCGCUCCUGCUUCUGGCCGCCGCGCUCGCCUUCUGGCCGACGAGCGGAGAAAUCUGCGGCCCCGGCAUCGACAUCCGCAACGACUUCCAGCAGCUGAAGCGCCUGGAGAACUGCACGGUGAUCGAGGGCUACCUGCACAUCCUGCUCAUCUCCAAGGGCGACGACUAUCGCAGCUACCGCUUCCCCAAGCUCACGGUCAUCACCGAGUACCUGCUCCUGUUCCGCGUGGCCGGCCUGGAGAGCAUCGGCGACCUGUUCCCCAACCUCACGGUCAUCCGCGGCUGGAAGCUCUUCUACAACUACGCGCUGGUCAUCUUCGAGAUGACCAACCUCAAGGACAUCGGCCUGCGCAACCUGCGCAACAUCACCCGCGGCGCCAUCCGCAUCGAGAAGAACGCCGACCUCUGCUACCUGUCCACCGUGGACUGGUCCCUCAUCCUCGACGCCGUGUCCAACAACUACGUGGUGGGGAACAAGUCCCCCAAGGAGUGCGGCGACGUGUGCCCGGGGGCCCUGGAGGGGAAGUCCACCUGCGACCGGACCACCAUCAACAACGAGUACAACUACCGCUGCUGGACCCAGGACCACUGCCAGAAAACCUGCCCGAGCGCGUGCGGGAAGCGGGCGUGCACGGACAACAACGAGUGCUGCCACCCCGAGUGCCUGGGCGGCUGCACGGCCCCCGACGACCAGGCGGCCUGCGUGGCCUGCAAGCACUACUACCACGAGGGCGUCUGCGUGACCGACUGCCCCCCCAACACCUACCGCUUCGAGGGCUGGCGCUGCGUGGACCGCGACUUCUGCGCCACCAUCCCCAACGCCGACAGCUUCGAGCUGGAGGGCUUCGUCAUUCACGACGGCGAGUGCAUGCAGGAGUGCCCCUCCGGCUUCAUCCGCAACGACAGCCUGAGCAUGUACUGCAUCCCCUGCGAAGGGCCGUGCCCCAAAAUCUGUGAGGAAGACAAGGGGACGAAGACCAUUGACUCCGUGACCUCGGCUCAGAUGCUUCAGGGCUGCACCAUCUUCAAGGGCAACCUGCUCAUUAACAUCCGCAGGGGGAAUAACAUCGCCUCGGAACUGGAGAACUUCAUGGGGCUCAUCGAGGUGGUCACGGGCUACAUCAAGAUCCGCCACUCCCACGCACUGGUCUCCCUGUCCUUCUUCAAGAGCCUCCGCCAGAUCCUCGGCGAGGACCAGCUGGAGGGGAACUACUCCUUCUACGUCCUGGACAACCAGAACCUGCAGCAGCUGUGGGACUGGGACCACCACAACCUGACCAUCAAGUCCGGGAAGAUGUACUUCGCCUUCAACCCCAAGCUGUGCGUGUCCGAGAUCUACCGCAUGGAGGAGAUGACGGGGGCCAAGGGGCGCCAGGGCAAAGGCGACAUCAACACCCGGAACAACGGGGAGCGGGCCUCCUGUGAGAGCGACAUGCUGCACUUCACCUCCACCAACACCUGGAAGAACCGCAUCAUCGUCACGUGGCACCGGUACCGGCCCCCAGACUACAGGGACCUCAUCAGCUUCACCGUCUACUACAAGGAAGCGCCCUACAAGAACGUCACCGAGUACGACGGCCAGGACGCCUGCGGCUCCAACAGCUGGAACAUGGUGGACGUGGACCUGCCCGCCAACAAGGACGUGGAGCCCGGCAUCCUGCUGCACGGCCUGAAGCCCUGGACGCAGUACGCCAUCUACGUGAAGGCCGUGACGCUGACCAUGGUGGACAACGACCACAUCCGCGGGGCCAAGAGCGACAUCCUCUACCUCCGCACCAACGCCUCAGUGCCUUCCAUCCCCCUGGACGUCAUCUCGGCCUCCAACUCGUCCUCCCAGCUGAUCGUCAAGUGGAACCCGCCCUCCCUGCCCAACGGCAACCUCAGCUACUACAUUGUGCGUUGGCAGCAGCAGCCGCAGGACGCCUACCUGUACCAGCACAACUACUGCUCCAAAGACAAGCUCCCCGUCCGCAAGUACACGGACGGCACCUUCGACAUCGAGGAGGUGACGGAGAACCCCAAGACCGAGUCGUGCAACACCCCCAAGGGGCCCUGCUGCGCGUGUCCCAAAACCGAGGCCGAGAAGCAGGCGGAGAAGGAGGAGGCCGAGUACCGCAAAGUCUUCGAGAACUUCCUGCACAACUCCAUCUUCGUGCCCAGGCCCGACAGGAAGCGCAGGGACGUGGGGCAGAUCUCCAACACCACCCUUUCCGGCCGGAGCAGGAACAGCACGGUGACGGACCCCUUCAACAGCACGGACUCGGACGACAGGGAGACGGACUACCCUUUCUUCGAGAGCAGGGUGGACAAGAAGGAAAGGACCGUCAUCUCCAACCUGAAGCCCUUCACCCUCUACCGCAUCGACAUCCACAGCUGCAACCACGAGGCCGAGAAGCUGGGCUGCAGCGCCUCCAACUUCGUCUUUGCGAGAACCAUGCCUGCAGACGGAGCGGAUGACAUUCCCGGGCCGAUAACCUGGGAGGUGAAGCCUGACAACACCAUCUUCUUAAAGUGGCCCGAACCGGAGAAUCCCAACGGACUGAUUCUCAUGUAUGAGAUAAAAUACGGAUCGCAGGUCGAGGACCAGCGGGAGUGCGUGUCGCGGCAGGACUACCGGAAGCACGGAGGGGCCAAGCUGCAGAAGCUCAGCCCGGGGAACUACACGGCCCGCAUCCAGGCCACCUCUCUGUCGGGGAACGGGUCCUGGACGGAGCCCGUGUUCUUCUACGUCCAGGACAAAGCAGCGUUUGACAGCCACGCCCACCUGGUCAUCGCGCUGCCCAUCGCCAUCGUGCUGACCGUCUUGGGGCUGGCCCUCACGCUGUACGUCAUCCACAGGAAGCGUAAUCGGAUGGGGAAUGGAGUGCUGUACGCGUCUGUGAACCCGGAGUAUUUCAGCGCGGCCGACGUGUACGUGCCCGACGAGUGGGAGGUGGCCCGGGAGAAGAUCACCAUGAACCGGGAGCUGGGCCAGGGCUCCUUCGGCAUGGUGUACGAGGGCGUGGCCAAGGGCGUGGUCAAGGACGAGCCGGAAACCAGGGUGGCCAUCAAGACCGUCAACGAGUCGGCCAGCAUGCGGGAGCGGAUCGAGUUCCUCAACGAGGCCUCGGUGAUGAAGGAGUUCAACUGUCACCACGUGGUGCGUUUGCUGGGCGUGGUGUCCCAGGGCCAGCCGACCCUGGUCAUCAUGGAACUCAUGCCCCGCGGAGACCUCAAGAGUUACCUCAGGUCUCUGAGACCGGAAAUCGAGAGUUCCCGUCGGUCGCCAGAGGUCGUAAAUGUUUCCCUCCACGUCCCGCGUGGCUCAGGGUUCAGGAUCUGGAAGAGGAGCCGCACACAAAUCAAAGAGAAAAGACACGAGAUAAUUUGGAAAUAUUGGGGGAACAGGCAGAAUCACCCCGUCCUCUCGCCGCCGACCCUCAGCAAGAUGAUCCAGAUGGCCGGGGAGAUUGCGGACGGCAUGGCGUACCUCAACGCCAACAAGUUCGUGCACAGGGACCUGGCUGCCCGGAACUGCAUGGUGGCUGAAGAUUUGACUGUCAAGAUCGGAGACUUCGGCAUGACUCGCGACAUCUACGAGACCGACUAUUACCGGAAGGGCGGGAAGGGGCUGCUGCCUGUGCGCUGGAUGUCCCCCGAGUCCCUCAAGGACGGCGUGUUCACCACCCACUCUGAUGUCUGGUCCUUUGGCGUCGUGCUCUGGGAGAUCGCCACGCUGGCCGAGCAGCCCUACCAGGGCCUGUCCAACGAGCAGGUCCUGCGCUUCGUCAUGGAGGGCGGCCUUCUGGACAAGCCCGACAACUGCCCCGAUAUGCUGUUCGAGCUCAUGCAGGUGUGCUGGCACUUCAACCCCAAGAUGAGGCCUUCGUUCCUGGACAUCAUCGGCAGCAUCAAGGACGAGCUGGAGCCCGGCUUCAUCGAGGUGUCCUUCUACUACAGCGACGAGAACAAGCCGCCCGACACCGAGGAGCUGGACCUGGACCCCGACCAGCUGGAGUGCGUGCCCCUGGACCCGUCGGCCUCCUGCUCCUCCCUGCCGCUGCCGGAGCGCCACUGCCCGCACCACCACCACCACCACGAGGGCCGCGAGCGCUACUGCCGCCACCACCACGAGGGCCGCGAGCGCUACUGCCGCCACCACCACGAGGGCCGCGAGCGCCACUGCCCGCACCACCGCCACGAGAACGGCCGCGAGCGCGAGCGCCCCUGCCCGCACCGCCCCGAGAACGGCCUGGGCCACCGCGUGCUGGUCUACCACCGGGCCAGCUUCGACGAGAGGCAGGCGUACGCGCACAUGAAUGGGGGGCGCAAGAACGAGAGGCCCGUGCCCCUCCCGCAGUCCUCCACCUGCUGAAGUGGGACCCGGUCCCGCGAGCAGGGCCCCGUGUGUGUGUGCGUGCGUGUGUGCUCGGCGGGCGGGGGGCGGGCCCCCACCAUCUGGCCACGGCCGCCUGCGCCCCCGAGGUCUGCAGCGCCGCCCUGCUGCCCACAGGCAGGCCUCUCCCCCGUACACACACACACACAUGGGAUGUUCCCUUUUUUCGAUAUGCAAGCAGCUUAUUGCCCUGCCCAAACCCUUAACUGACACGGGCCUUUACGAACCUUAAUGACACUUAAAGCAACAGAACACUAGAGAAUCGAGUCUCCUCACUCCUUCUCUGCCUCUCUCUCUCUGAUCUCUCUCUCUCUCUCUCUCUCUCUCUCUGCUUCAUAAUGGAAAGAACAUUUGCCACAAGCCCAACCAGGACGCCCUUCUGAGCCGAUGGAGAGGAGCCGCCCCCUUAGCCCCCUCGUGCUCCCAUGCACACCUGCCUGUCCCCGUGGGUCCUUCUCUAACACGUUGCAAUGGCAUUUUCCUUUUUAAAAACUGUACCUUCAGCCUUUUUAGGGACACACGGCAUUUACCAAGGGCCAUCGUGCAUCCAAAGCUGUUGCCCUUGUAACGCUGCCAAAUUCUGCCAAAACCCGGGACUCCGUCCCUCGCACCUGCCCCCCUCGCCCCCCCAUUUCCUGGUGGCGGGCGUGUGCCGUCUCCGGUCACUCCUGUGACAGCCACGCGGGCGGUGCCCUCCAUCCCGUCCUCCCGGGGAUUCUUGGCAAGUCUCACGUCCAUGCAGGUCAGUUUGCCUUUGACAAGGUUAUUUUCUGGGGGAACUGGACGGACGGGUCCGGGCUUCCCUGGGCCACCUCCCCACCCCCACCUCCUAGCCCCAGGGACUCGGCCACAGGCAGGCCCUUUCAGGGAGCAAAGGUGACUCACGUGCUAGUUUCCUGCCCCCCCCCCCCAGGGCCCCUCCCGGCCUCGAGGACGCAGAGGAGCAGGGGUUCCCCGGGACAGAGCCCAGCGGUUCACACAGGUUUUCGAGCAAAGCAAUGCAGACACCUCCCCCCACCCCCACCCCCAUCUCGGGGCGGGCAGUGCGGGAUGCAAGCUGCCCGAGCCUUUGACAUGUUCCGUUCCCAGGACUCCGCGGGUCCUGCGGUUCUAGGUCAGACUCGAAACAUUUGCGUACACAUUCGUCUUUCACGUCAUCACUUUGAUAACUUUUUUACGGUUCAGAUCCUCAUCUAUACGUCUGUACAGAAAAAAAAGAAGACGGCUGCUAUUUUUAUUUUGUAGUUUUCGGUUAUCUUUGUGGAUCUAUUCUAUGAAAACUUUCAGGUCUCCCUCCUUCCCUCUCUGCUGUCUCUCUCUAAGCUUCUGCUUUUGACUAGAUGCGUCUCUUCCUCUCUCCCCAGGAAUGGGCUCUCGUAGAUCGGCGUUUGCCAUGAACUGCCUGUGAUGCCUUUUCAUAACUCCGCACCCCCGCUCUCUGCUUCCUCCCCCCGGCCCCCUGCUAGAUCUGUUACAACCUGUAGGCUCUGUGGGCACGAGGCUGGCUGGCGAGGGAGGCCGGUGGAAACGGGGUCCCUUCCCCCACCCGCCCUCCCUCGCCCAGCAUUGGAGUCUGUUACUGUGCCAGCCGUAGACAACCUCAGGUCCCAACACAAAGGUCAAGUACUUCCCACGCCUGUUCAGUGUUCCUCGUCGUCGCCAUGGGAAAGAGGCCCCCCCCCCUUCUCUUUCCCUGGCCCCUUCCUUUUGGAUGUGACACACACUUUUUGUAAUUUUUAUGUUUUAAUUCUCGGGUACAACAGCAGUUUGAACUGCAGAUACUAGUCAUUUGAAUUACAUUUCUUUUCUUUUUUUUUAGUGGAUAUUUAAUCCUCCCAUCCUACGAAAAACAGCUGCUAAAUCUAAGGGUGCAGUGGGGGGUGGUCAGUGGCGAGCCGCCACCAACCCCCAGACCGACCUACCUGUCUGUCCUGAGAACCAGGAAACCCCCAGAAACCCCCUCCGCACGGGGCGCCAGGGGCUGCUGGGAGAGGGCCAGGCUGGGGCAGCGCCCCCAGUGGCCCAGGAGCCCCAUGCUCACCCCAGGGGACCAGGGCCCUGGCACGCUUGCCCUGGGCCGGGAAACAAGUCCUCAGGGCCCCAGCGUCUUUUGUUUCGGUUUUUUUUGUUUUGUUUUGUUUUGUUGGGGUUUUUUUUAGCGCUUCUCACCAGAGCGAUUGACAUAUGACCGCACAGAGUUGCUUCUGGGAUGGAAAACGUUUAAGUGAUGAGUGAGAACAAAGCUCUAAAGUAGGGUGAUGGCUAGUCGGGAUUGGAGAUGAAACACAAGAAGGAAAAUUCGGAGUCGUUUCAGCCCCAGGAUUGUGUCUAGCCCCCGUCCCCACCGUUUUUUCCCCUUCAGAAACUGCGUCCAAGAGAAAGGUUCAUUGAGAAGGUGUAUGUAGGAGUUUCCGUUGAAUUUCCGAUUCCGGUUUGAGUCGCUGAGAGAGCAGCUUGGCCCCCUGAUGGAUUUCGAUUCUGACACGAGGGUUUCUGUGCGUAAGAAGGGACAGUUUUUAUUUUUUGGGGUUUUUUUUUUUUUUUUCAAACAUGUAUCUACCUCACACUUCUUUUUUAUAUGUGUAUAUACAACAAGGAAUACAUCUCACAUUUCUCAGCACCUGACAAUACGCCAUGGGUACCGGUACCUCAUCCGCGCACAGGCCGCGCACGCCCGUGACCGGGGCCAGGCCAGGCUGCAUUCCGGGGCCGCAGCUCGCUUCCCGCCUCUCCGCUCCUGUCCGACGGCUUGCCUCUCCCUGCGCUGUCUCCUCUGGCCUUGCUCUCUUCUUCUUCUGACUCGGUUCCCUACAAGGUUGUGAGGUGUCAGGAUUCCCCCCUCUUGGCCCAGUGUCCCCCACUCAGCAGGGAGGUGAGGGGAAAAGCCCCCCCCCACACCCCCCAACAGCUCAGUGGGAAGGAAGGCCCCUCGGCUGUCCCAGCCGGUUGUCCUUGAACCCAGUUGCUUUGUGCGGACGGAAUGGCGAGCCCAUUCCAUCCCUGGAGCAGUGGUUUCGGGAUUUAGGGGCCAGGAGGCGGCCAAGGGCGGCCGUCUCUGUUAGCUCUCACCUGCUAGGCACGGGUGGGGGCCGGCUCCAUCGGGCGCCACGCUGGCUGCCCUGGACGGGGCCUGUGCCAGGCGGCCAGAUGGUCCCUGUGAGCCAGGCACUCGGAGAGCCCCGUCCACCAGGCCUCCUGUCGAGAAUAGGAGGUUCCUACCUCCCAGCCAAUCCCUUCCAGAAUGUUCUGUGGAGAAAAGUCCCCGUCCCCCAUCUCCAGAAUGUUCUCUGAAUUCCCCCCUCCUUUCCUCCUCCCUCCCAGGGGGAAACAAAGAUGUACCAAGCCUUCGGGCUGGAGGGGGGCGGUGCUAGGCGCCAAGCCUCCUUCUGGGGUGUCGGGGUGUCGCACCUCCCACCAGGCCUUGCCUCUGUCCCGCUGCUCACGGGGGGUGGAUGGCAUUACCCGGUUCCAACAGCUGCUCUCAGGCCCUGGUGAUGUGAUCUGGGCGACACGACUCGGGGAAAGCGUUCCGAAAAGUUGGGGGCGGCUCUCCCCUCCCGCAGGGACACCCCUCCCCUCUCCCCACGCCCUUGGGACCUCGAGGUCACCGAGAAAUGCUAUCUGAUGGGGGCUCCCCUCACCCACGCUGCCAGGGAACCCCCCGGGUUGGUGGCCUCCCCUCUUUUGCACAUACCUUCCGGUUCCCACGACUGGACGCGUCCAGUCCAUCCAGGCCGGUCCCAAGGGUCUCUCUCGUUCCACGCGUCCGAGCUGUUGGUGUGGUCAUGUUAUCGUUUGACGUCGGUGGUUUUUCUUUGAGUAGAAAGCAAACACUAACCAGUCGUAGUGCGCAUCGUAACCAAUGCUUCCGCGGCGCUGCAGUUAGAGAAACAAACGCUUGCUUGCGUGAGGGUGCGGUCAUCCUACUGGACCAAGCCACCCCGGGACCCGCCCGCGAGGCCGGGGUCCCCCCUCCCCUUGAUUUUUUUUUUUUUUCUCUUUCGUAAGCUCCGAAUAAUUCACUCGAGCCGAACUGGGGCAUUUCCCACGCGGCCUCCUCCCGCCAGCAGCUCCCGCUGCUCGAAGCCGCUCGGACCACGGAGGCGCAUCAUGGAGCCAAUGCGAGCGUCCGCCACCGCCAAGCGCGCACCACGGCCUCCCCGGGCGCAGCGGGAGCGAAGCCGGCCUGUUCUGGAGACGCUGUCCAGGCCCCGGCCACCCAGGUCUCCUUUACGGGGUGUCGUGAUGUUGGACACACAGUUGAGAUGAGCUUCCUUAGAGGAGGAGGAGGCGAGAAGAUGGGGUUCACGGCCAAUGCUGGCCUCCCCUUCCAGCCCGUUUCUCGUGGCGCGAACGAGGUUUCCAAGGUCAGAGAAGCGGCUGGGGAAAAAGAAGAGUUUCUGGUGGAACUGCCGACUGGCAAGACGCUUGGCAGGAACUGGUUGGUGUGUUUUGGCCGGCGCCACGCAUUCACGAGCCAAGUCCGGUGCCAAAUCCCAGGCCAGUGGGUUCCACCGACGCCUUUCUCGGCAGUCCACCUCCGUCGGCGGGUGGGCGCGUGGCGCAGGCCGCUCCCGUGGCCAGGCCACCCGAGCUCCAGGGGCCAGAAGGCGAGGAUGCGCGGUCCAAGGUCCUCGCCGCCCCCGAGCGGCCAGAGGAUGGAAGGCAGCUCCUUCCCAAGUCAGAGGCCCCUCCCCGGGGCAGCAGCCCUGGGCGCCCUGCCUGGGCCCGUCCCGGGGGCGCACGCGCGGCCUGGGGCCCGUCCUCCGGUCCAUGUGGCCGCCGCUCCGUCUCCCGGGCUCCGCAGCGCCGGGAGAUCCGGACUGGAGACCCGCUCUUCGAAAGCAGCGGCGAUGAAAGGCCCACGUCCUCGCUCCAGUCGGGACACAGUCGCUGCCAAUGAGACCGAGAAAGGAUGCCGCUUUGGACCGAACCUCUCUGUUACAGCCGGCGAUGCUGAAGAUACAGAGGACAGGCCCGAGGGGGUCACGCCUGGCCCCCAGCUCGGAUGACAGAGCCGGUCCUGCGGAGAAAAAGCGGAUGGACGCUCCUGGAUGGUGGGAAGAGCCCAGCCAGCGGGAGGACGCCUCCGUCGCGGAGAGAAUGGCGAGCGCCAGGGCGCGGGGCCGGGAAGGAGUGCGGGCGCGCUCUGAGAUGGACGGUUUCUUGGAGGCGUGAGACCAGGGCCAGGCUCGGGAGUCAUCCAUGGGCAUUUGUCCUCAGCAGACACCCCGGCGCGCUGCGUGGGGGACUGUGAUCAGUCCAAUCGGAGGACACGAACUCCACAUCACGCCCGUCAGUGGUCGGCUCUGGGGCAUGACUUUAGGGUUUUCUUUUUGUCGUUUAAGCAAGAAUAUGAUUACUCAUCUAUAUUUUUUGUUGGUUUUUUUUUUGAUUACUCAUCUAUAUUUUUUUGAGUUUUUUGAUUACUCAUCUAUACUUUUUUGUUGUUUUUUGAUUACUCAUCUAUAUUUUUUUGGUUUUUUUGAUUACUCAUCUAUACUUUUUAUUGGUUUUUUGAUUACUCAUCUAUAAUUUUUUGUUGGUUUUUUUUGAUUACUCAUCUAUUUGUUGUUGUUGUUGUUUUUUGAUUACUCAUCCGUAUGGCCACGUUGGUGUGUGUCCUCAUUUUUCUGGUCAGCAUCGUUUUAAUUACUCACACAGCAUUUUCAGUAGGGCUCAUGUCCAGUAGAUACGGGUAGUCAGUCGACGAAGAUCUGGUUUACAAGAACUAAUUCAACGUUUCAUUGCAUUUUUGUAAGGACAUAGAAUAAUUUUAUACAACGUUUGUAGUCCGUAAUCGCCGAAAUAAUUUAAAGACACUUGGGUUCUCCGUGCAAAUGUAUGCUCGUGAUCCAUUUAUUUUUUUUUUUUAUAGGACACCUGUUUACUAGCUAGCUUUACGAGAUGCCAAAAAUGCAUUUUCCCUGCCCCCAAGCCCUGCAUAACCCUUUUUACAUCCCCCCACCCCCACCCCACGCUUCAGGCCCUAGUUUAUAGCAAAGGAAGGAUGGCGAUUUCAGUAGUUCUGUAUCUUCAGUAUCUUGGUCUUCCCGAACCUUCUGGUUGGGGAGGGGAUCAUCAUUUGCUGGUCAUUUAUCUUUGGAGUGUAGCUACUUUAAGAGACUGAAGGAACCUCACUGGCCAAGGAACCAGCGGGGGUGCUGCCGCCCAGCGGUGCCCGGCGGUGCGCCCGGCACUCGGCAUCUGGUGCGGCUGUUGCCAUGGUUGCGGGACGCCUCGCGAUGGAGCGGUUGACAGCACAGCUCCGCGGCGUCACAGCGCUGGCCGCACGCAGACUUAUCACGCAAGACGGUAAUUCUGGUGCCGGCAGACUGUUCGCUUACAUGCCUCAUAUUAUGAUUGAUGCUUUGUUAUAUAACCAGAGACUCUUAUUUUUUAAGGCACAACACCGAAGAUACAUUUUUCCAAUACAAAACAAAGUUGAAUAAAAACUACACACACACACAAUUUUUUUAAAGUCUGACUCCAUUUCCUCUUGCGCCCAGUGGGUUAUGGGCCACGUCUACACAAUGCCACAAAAGCCCCACCAUUGCUAACGGGGUGUUUUGCACAACAUGGGAGAAAGGUCCAGAUACAGUAUUUUCUGUUUGCAACUUGGCAUUCGGAUGUUUGGUGUUGCGUAGACGCGUCCACAGGUGGAAUAGAUGCUUGGCAAAAACACCUGUGUGCUUUGUAAGCCAGUGGGGUUGACAUGAGGGGUUUGCCAGAGUUUGUCCUCUGGGAAAAAAUUUUAAAAAAACAAACAAAAUCAAACCAGAAGGCGCGAUGAAAUGGAUGUAUUGCAGAUCAUUUAUUUUCUGAGUUUUGUUUAAAAAAAAAAAAGUUUUUUAAAAUGUUUUUAAAAACCGGUAAUUGACACAGCCAAUUUGUUACGUAAAAUGACUUUCUGUGUACAAAUUAUUCCUAAAAACUUCCUGUUUAUAUACAAAAAAAUCAGUAGCUAAAAAAAAAAAUUUUCAAAAUGGUUUUGUAUACUCCAUUGUAAGAAUUUAUCCCUGUUAUCGCGAUAUACUCUGGAUUCUUUACAUUAUGGGGGGAAAAAGAAACUGUCUAUUUUGAAUGGCUGAAGCUAAUGCGACUUUAGUUUAUCUUACUCUGCUUUUUUCUAGUAGUUCAAGUAUUACAUGGUUUACGUUCAAUAAAGGAAUUCAGUAUGCA
Molecule: messenger RNA, 12552 nt
Organism: Myotis myotis
Lineage: Eukaryota; Metazoa; Chordata; Mammalia; Chiroptera; Vespertilionidae
Gene: IGF1R
Product: insulin like growth factor 1 receptor
Exons: 22
Coding region: 955-5349 (1464 amino acids)
Biological process (GO): insulin-like growth factor receptor signaling pathway; glucose homeostasis; multicellular organism development
Cellular component (GO): insulin receptor complex; membrane; axon
Molecular function (GO): ATP binding; insulin receptor substrate binding; insulin receptor activity
Source: RefSeq, a predicted model, not a curated record